Molecule: messenger RNA, 1098 nt
Organism: Penicillium expansum
Lineage: Eukaryota; Fungi; Ascomycota; Eurotiomycetes; Eurotiales; Aspergillaceae
Product: alkene reductase
Exons: 1
Coding region: 1-1098 (365 amino acids)
Molecular function (GO): NADPH dehydrogenase activity; FMN binding
Source: RefSeq, a predicted model, not a curated record
AUGGCUUCUCUCGUAUCACCACUUCGCAUCGGCAAUCUCGACCUUAAACACCGAGUUGUUUUGGCUCCGUUGACACGGAAUCGUGCAGACGACCAGCAUGUGCCCCUUGGUCUUAUGCGCGAGUAUUAUGCGCAACGAGCAUCCGUCCCCGGCACCCUGUUGAUCUCCGAAGGAACAUUUAUUUCGGCACGAGCAGGUGGUACCAACAAUGUUCCAGGAAUUUGGAACGACGCACAAAUCAAGCAAUGGAAGACCAUCACCGACGCAGUGCAUGCGCGUGGCAGUUACAUUUUCUGUCAAAUAUGGGCACUUGGUCGCGCUGCAAACCCAGAAGUCCUCAGCAGAACAGGCGACCACGUUAUCUCUAGUGGAAAUAUCCCGCUGACGGAAUCAAGCCCUGUUCCCAAGCCUCUCGAGGAGGAAGAGAUCGUUGAUUGGAUCCAGGACUAUGUUCGCGCCGCGAAGAACGCGAUCGCUGCCGGGUUUGAUGGUGUCGAGAUCCAUGGCGCAAAUGGUUACCUUCCCGAUCAAUUCUUGCAGGAUACUGCGAACAACCGGACCGACCGUUGGGGCGGUAGCGUGGAGAAUCGAUCUCGUUUUGGCCUGGAAGUGGCUAAGGCUGUAUCUGAGGCGGUCGGUGCUGAAAAGACCGGAUACCGUGUUAGCCCUUGGAGCACAUUCCAAGGAAUGCGCAUGAAUAAUUUCCAAGAGCAAUUUACGAAUCUCAUCCAUGGGCUUGGUGGAUUGAAGUUGGCGUACCUGCACUUCGUUGAGCCGCGGAUCUCCGGCAGCCAGACUGUAGAAGACUCGGUGGAACAGAACGACCAGUUCAUGUUUGACGCAUUUGGGAACUCAGGCGUAAUCAUUCUGGCGGGCGGCUUCACAGCAGAGUCGGCGACUGAAAAACUUCGACUUCACCCCACUCGAGACAUUGCUUUCGCUUUCGGACGCCAUUUCCUGGCAAACCCAGAUUUGCCAUUCCGGAUUGCCAAUGAAAUCCCGUUCAAUCAGUAUGAGAGGGCAACCUUUUAUACGCCGAAGUCGCCCAUCGGCUAUGUGGACUAUCCUUUCAGUCCCCAGUUCGUGGCCAAGGCAUAA